Neltuma alba is the source of this 2175-nucleotide messenger RNA. RefSeq names its product ABC transporter G family member 8-like. The record is from RefSeq and is a predicted model, not a curated record. The transcript is spliced from 2 exons. Gene Ontology annotation, molecular function: ATP binding; ABC-type transporter activity; ATP hydrolysis activity. Gene Ontology annotation, cellular component: membrane. The coding region runs from base 95 to 1909 and encodes 604 amino acids. Lineage: Eukaryota; Viridiplantae; Streptophyta; Magnoliopsida; Fabales; Fabaceae. Gene Ontology annotation, biological process: transmembrane transport.
UCAUUUAUCAGCGUUACAGGCUCAACUCAUUUAUGGAGACCACUGUCAUAUAACAUUCCCAUCUCUCUCCACUUGACCACCACCCUCCUCAUCCAUGGCAGACGACCAGCCUCCUCCACCGGUGCCGGCACACCCAAAAGGCUAUAAAUUGACCGCCUCUUCAAUCUCCUACGCCAAAAGCACCGCCACGAUUCCACCAUUCUUACAUCUUUUCAAUUGCUGUACCACAACAAUCCCUCCUUCUUACAUCCUCAAUCAUGUUUCCCUCACAGCCUACCCCUCCCAAAUCCUCGCCAUUGUCGGCCCAAGCGGCGCCGGCAAGUCCACCCUUCUCGACAUCCUCCUCGCCGCCACCCGCACUUCCGCCACCUCGGGCGUUCUCCUCCUCAACUCCUCCCCCUUUAAUCCUUCAUCAUUCCGGAAGCUAUCUUCUUACGUCCCACAAGACGACGCCUGCCUCCCCCUCCUCACUGUCGCGGAGACGUUUGCCUUCGCCGCCCGCCUCCUCCAGCCCAAGCCCUUCGACACCGCUCCUCUUUCUCGCGACCUCGGCCUCAGUCACUUAGCUCAUACUAGGCUCGCCGAUGGGCUUUCCGGUGGCGAGCGAAGACGGGUCUCCAUCGGCCUCAGCCUUCUCCACGACCCGGCUGUGUUGCUUCUCGAUGAGCCCACCUCUGGUCUUGACAGUACCAGUGCUUUUAACGUCAUGCAGAUUCUAAAAUCAAUCUGUGUUUCACGUCACCGAACCAUUGUGCUAUCUAUUCACCAGCCAAGUUUCAAGAUUCUAUCUGUCAUUGACAGAAUCUUACUUCUUUCCAAAGGAUCAGUGGUUCAUCAUGGAACUCUUGCUUCACUUCAGAGUUUUCUUCACACUAAUGGCUUCUCUGUGCCUCCUCAGCUCAAUGCUUUGGAAUAUGCCAUGGAAAUAUUGAACCAACUUGAUGAGCUUGAACCCAUGAACAUCGCUCCUGAUGAAGAAAGUCGUGGGAAUUCUCCAUCUAAGAAUUUAGCCACCACUACUACAAGAAAGAUGAUCCGAUAUAGGAGCUCAAGAAUCCAUGAAAUCUGUGCUCUUUACAGGAGAUUUUGGAAGAUCAUUUACAGAACAAAGCAGUUACUUUUGACCAACACAAUAGAAGCACUUCUCGUUGGCCUUGUCCUUGGAACCAUUUACAUCAACAUUGGCUUCGACAAGGAAGGGAUCGAGAAAAGGUUCGGUCUUUUUGCCUUCACUCUCACUUUCCUCCUUUCUUCCACCACUGAAACGCUUCCGAUCUUCAUCGGAGAGAGACCGAUCUUACUGAGAGAAACAUCAAGUGGGGUCUAUAGGCUAUCCUCUUACAUCAUCGCCAACACACUCGUUUUCCUGCCAUACCUACUGGUUAUUGCUGUUAUUUACUCUAUCCCAGUCUACUUCUUAGUGGGUUUGUGUGCUUCUUGGCUUUCUUUCGCUUACUUCGUUCUGGUCAUUUGGCUCAUAGUUCUAAUGGCUAAUUCAUUCGUCCUCUUCUUGAGCUCUAUUGCGCCUAACUACAUUUCUGGGACUUCGCUGAUGACAGUGCUUCUUGCUGCAGUGCUUCUUGCUGCGUUUUUUCUGUUUUCUGGCUAUUUCAUCUCCAAGGAUAGCUUACCCAAAUACUGGCUUUUCAUGUAUUUCUUUUCUAUGUACAAGUACGCUCUUGAUGCUCUUCUCAUAAACGAAUACUCUUGUUUGUUCACGAGGUGCUUCAUAUGGUACGAACAGAAUGAUGGAGAGUGUAUGGUUACAGGAGGAGAUGUGAUGAACAAGAGGGGACUCAGUGAGGCACAGAGAUGGACUAAUGUGUAUGCCUUGCUUGGUUUCUUUGUUUUGUAUCGUGUGCUUUGUUUGUUCGUGUUGAUCAGAAGGGUUUCCAGAUCCAAAAGUUAGAAAUUAAGCAUAUGUAUAGUUGAAAAUUGAAAUUACGUUUUUUUUCCCCAAUAUCAACUUGUUUAAGUUGAUUGAUCUCGGCUUGUUUUGUUUCAACUGGUUUUGCAUGGUUUGUAUAUUUUGAUCAUACACAGCCAUAAAGAAAGUAUAUUUCAUUGAUAUGAAGAGUGAUGUUUCUGUUUCGUCCGAUAAAGUUGUGGGCGAGACGUACUUGAGAAUUGAUGUUUCAUUUUUGUCCCACAACGACCAUGUAUACAUAUUUUUGG